AUGAACCGAUUUUUAAUCGUUUUUGCUCUUCUAUUAUCGGUUGAAUGCGGUAAGUUCUACGUGUUUUCUUUUUAAUGUUGUAUGUUUGUGAUUUUUGAUUAAUAUACAUGAUUGAUUGUUGUGUCUAAUUGUGAUGUAUGUCUUCUUAGCAUGCGGGGGAGAUGGUACACUUGAUCUACUAUUUAAUCAAACACACCAAACUACAGCGGGAAAAAACGACGUCGAAAAAAGCGAACGCGAAUUGGCGAAACAUUUAUUGACGGACUAUUAUCCGUAUGCGAGACCAGUGAAAAACUAUUCAAGCGUUUUGAAUGUCACUGUUCAGCCACAGAUUUAUAAUCUUGUCGAAGUUGUGAGUUUUCUUUUGGAUAACGGAGAAGCAGAGGCUAAAAUUCGAAAAAUUUUUUUAAUGCUCUUGAUAAAAUGUGUGCUUUAGAAAGCCUUUGAAAAAAGUCGAAUCCCUGGGGAUUUUUCUCGAUAAAAAUAUUCUGUUUAUAAACUAAUUUAGACCUAUAUCGAAAAUAUUCCAUGAACUUUAUCAUAAAAAUAGUUUUUUUUUCAGAAUGAGCAAAACGAGCAGAUAAAAAUUCUAAUCUGGUUUCCACAAAGUUGGAAAGAUGAUUAUUUAACCUGGAAUCCGAAAGAUUGGGGAGGUAUUGAACAAAUAAUUAUUCCAAAAUCACAAAUUUGGAUACCUGAUGGUUAUAUUUUCAAUACGUAAGUUUUUUUAUUUUCUGGCUCAACAGCAUUAUGGAAAAAAAUUUUCAGAGUUGAAGAAACAAACCCGCUGGAAAAUCACAACGCCAGAGUCCGAUUUGAUGGAAAAGUUGAAGUAGAUUUCAACAAGGUAUUCAAAAGAGUGUGCAAAAAAUUUUCAAAAAUAUUUCUUUUAGCUUGUCGAUUUGACAUGUCCAAUGUCUGUUUUAUCAUUCCCAUUUGAUAAUCAGUUAUGUGCACUGCAGUUUGGAUCUUGGUCUUAUCAGGCUCACGCGAUUAGUUUCAAUGUGCUGGACACUUUUGUUCCCAAGAAAAGUGUACGUUUUUUUUUUACAAAAUUUCAAUUUGAAAAAAAAAAGAUUUUUUCUUCUUCAGAAAAACUCCGAAUGGGAUAUUGUAUCUUUCAACGCAACAAAAAUGGUCACAAAAUACGAAGACACACUUGGCGGUUUCAAUGUCUAUGAAGAAAUAUUUUAUAACUUGGUAAGUUCAGCGAAACAAAGAUUGUUCCAAAUAUUUACAAGAUGAUUUUUAAAAUUAGUUUUGUACACAGAUUACAGUGUAAAUGAUAUGUUUGAUUUGAAGAUUACGCGGUCUAAAGAAUUUUGAGCGUAGACAAAUAAUUAUAGAACAGUUUUCGAUUUGAAGGAAAGUUUUCGAACCUUUUAAAAAUAGAUUGUGUUCUAGAGUAAUUUGAUUGAGAGUAAGAAAAAACAAUUUGGAAUUUUUUUGUUGGUUUGUACAAAGAUUCUUGGAUGGAUUUGGAUCUUUAACAUUAUCUAGAUAGGGGAGCUAGAAAUGAGCCUGAAAAAAUGAAUAUCAAAUUUAAUUUACAAUAAUUUUCCUACUGUGAAAGAAAAUAAUAAGUUUUCGAAUUUUCUUCAAUCUUUUUUUCUUGAAAUUAUUAUGUCCCAAAUUUCUGUUUAAAGUCGAGACAUUUCGAGUACUUUUUUUCAAGUAGUGAACAAUUUGCAAACAAAAAAUCUGUUUUCUUUGAUUUUCAACCGUCUUAUCGAAUUUCAAAAGAUCCGAAACUUUCAAAAGUAUCUCAAUAAAAAAACAAACAUCAAAUUACCACAGGAGCUUCGUCGAAAACCUUUAUACUACAUUGUUGUCAUCCUUCUACCAUCUUUCCUAAUUGUUACUGUAUCCAAUAUUGGUCUGUUCACACCGCACGGAGUACACGGAGAUCGAGAGGAGCAUGUUUGUUUUACACUUUGCUUUGACAACUAAAUUGCCAUUUUUCUAGGUAUCUCUUGGACUUACAACAAUGCUCACAAUGGCUGUUAUUUUGGAUAUGGUAACUGGGCAAAUGCCAAGAAGUAGUGAAGGAAUACCUCUUUUAGGUUGGAAUAAAUGGGAAACUGAAAUUUUGAACACUAUAUUUUUGCAGGAAUGUACGUGUUAAUCGAAUUUGUGAUAUCAGUUAUUGCGGUUCUUGUGUCAGUGGUCAUUAUUUUUGCGCACGAACGAAUGUUAUAUUUAGAAGCAACACCUCCAUAUUGGGUGUUGAGAUUAUUUUCAGAUGAUGCAAAAUGUUCAGUUGAAGAGGUAAGUUGUAACCAUUAUUUUAUUCAAUGUUCUAAAAUUACCCGAAUUUUGAUUUUAAAAUUCAAUUUUUUCUAAAAUAUUCUUUCGAAAUUUCACUCAAAAAUUAUAUACCAUGUUUCCAGAUCGAGGAAGAUUUUUGUUCGAAACCAGCCGAUCUCGUGCAAGAGCUCAGGUUUUGUGUAGAAGAACUCAGGAAAUUUAUAGACGAUCAGGAAUCGUCGGAUAAAUUGCAAAUUGUAUGGCAACGAUUUUUCUCGUGGGCCGACAUUAUUUCUAGUAUAUUUUUCUUUGUUUUAAAUUGUAUUGUUACAUUGUAUAUGUUUAUGGAAUUUAUGUGAUAUCUCUACCUUGUGCUUUUGCUGAUCUGAAUAUAAAAUUUUACAAUUAUAAAAAUUUCCAGAAAAUUGCCUUUCAUUUCAGCCAAUUCCUUGAAAAAUAACAAAGAAUCUCCUGAAACAAAAAAAUUCGAAUUUUUUUUGGUUCCUGUUAAUUGCCUAAAAUUAUUAUAUAAACAGUUCAAAUGUUCUUGGCGAUAUAAUUUUCAAUCUUUUUUCAGAGAAAAAUUGUCUGAAAAUGGCUUUUGACUGCUUCAGAAAAAAUAAAAGAAGACUAAUAUUAUCUUUGAUAUCAUGUUCACUUUCUAUUUUUCUGAUGUAUUCAGAAAGUAAGAUUUACUUUGAAAAAUAAUAGCAAGUUUCAAAAAAAAUAUUUUCAGAAAUCGUGAUGUUUAUCAGUUUUUACAACUGGGUGGAAGUUCAUUAUUGUGUAUUUUCAUUCGAUCAUUGUAUAAAUACUGUGAGUUUCCGACGUUUCAGAAAAAAAAAUUUCAAAAAAUUGAUUUUCAGGAAGAUGUUGUUAGAUUUAUUGUUCCUGCAUUAGUUCAAUUAUCGGUUAUUUCAUCAUCCUGUGCAAUAAUUGCUCUUUUGAUGAUGACUUUGUGA
Messenger RNA from Caenorhabditis angaria, 3209 nucleotides. Lineage: Eukaryota; Metazoa; Nematoda; Chromadorea; Rhabditida; Rhabditidae. The record is from the annotation of a GenBank genome assembly.